Linum trigynum is the source of this 1752-nucleotide messenger RNA. The record is from the annotation of a GenBank genome assembly. Lineage: Eukaryota; Viridiplantae; Streptophyta; Magnoliopsida; Malpighiales; Linaceae.
CCUGCACAGCUCUUUUUGGUUCUUUCCCCUUACAAAGCUUUCCACCUUUUCCCCCCUCCUCCUUCUUCUUCUUCUUCUUGGCAGGGAAAGGAAAGGAAAGGAGAGCGAGUUGAUAAUAAAAAGGGGCUUCUUCUUCUCUCUUAAGUCUUACCCCUUCAGUUCGUAAUUGGUUCUCUUCUCCUUCGUCACUGUAGCUACUUGUAAAGCUUGCUGCUUUGUAGGUAGUAGUAGUAGUUGUUGUUGUUUUUUGUUCUAUGUAUACCGUCUUUGUUUGACUACUGUUUCCCCUGUCUCUCUCUCUCUCUGCCUCCACUACCGUGACACAAUAGCAAAUUAAACCCGCACUUUUUCAGUUUUUCCCACUCUGUACCUUUCUCUCUUAUGGCGCUGGAAGCUGCGAUCUACCCGCAAGACCCGUUUGGUUACCCACCAUUAUUCAAGGACCAGUACUAUGGCUAUGGCUUCCAGCAACAACAAAAAGAAGAAGAAGACGGCGCCCUUGGAAUAAUCCUCGAGGACAAAAUAAUGUUCAACGAUUCCAUCGCCACAUUUUUCAACCCCCCGCUGCCGCAGGAGGAAGAUGUGGUAUUACUGGGUUCCGCAUCCGUUGCCCCCGCACGGCGGAAGCGGCGGCGGAGCAAGAACACGAAGAAGAACAAAGAGGAAGUAGAGAGCCAGAGGAUGACCCACAUCGCCGUGGAGCGCAACCGGAGGAAACAGAUGAACGAGUACCUGGCCUUGCUUCGCUCUCUCAUGCCCUCUUCCUACGUUCAAAGGGGAGACCAAGCUUCGAUAAUUGGAGGAGCGAUUAAUUUCGUCAAGGAGCUGGAGCAGCUGCUGCAGGCCAUGGAAGCUCAGAAAGAGGCUAAACACCAACAAGAUGCUCAAAACGACGACGGUCAGGCGGGGUUGACUGAUAACGGCCGUUUGUCGUCGCCGCCGUUGUUUGCCGAGUUUUUCGCCUUCCCGCAGUACUCAACUCGGAACCCGACCUUGCAGGCUCAUCAGUCGCCGGAAGAGUCGCCCGGCGACGGGAUGGCCGGCAGUUUGGGUGGUGUAGUAGCGAGGGAGGCGGCGGCGGUUGGAGAGAUAGAAGUGGCGAUGGCGGAGAGUCACGCCACCGUGAAGAUUCUGGCCAGGAAACAGCAGAGGCAGCUGGUGAAGCUGGUUGCUGGGAUGCAGGGACUCGGGUUCACGAUUCUGCACCUCAACGUUACCACCAGUACCUCGGAUCAAACGGUUCUCUACUCGCUUAGCUUCAAGGUGGAGGAAGUGUGCCGUCUGAACACGGUGGAUGAGAUGGCAGCUGCCGUCAAUCAAAUGCUACGGCGGAUUGAGGAAGGAAGCUAUACUGAUCAAGCUUGCUAGCUAGCUGCUUAUUUAGCUGGCGGAAUCAAUUAAUUAAGUUGUAACGAACUUUUAAUUCCUUUGGUUUUGGUAGUGGUGAAUCUACUUGGUACUUAAUUUUUUAGCAAUAAUAGCUCUAAAAUUAAUUAUGUGGAUGUUGUUCAAUAUUUUAUCACAAGAAUCUCUUAGCAAAGUUAAUCCUGAAAGAAGGUCUCUCCAUCUGCUUGAAAAUUAUUAUUAUUAUUAUUAUUAUUAUUAUUAUUAUUAUUAUUAUUAUUAUUAUUAUUAUUAUUACCGAGUGGAGAUUCAAAGAGACAUUGUGGAGAUUAGGGCUUACCCCAAUGGAGAGAUUCUAAGACGAUUACCGAGUGGAACUAGAGUACUGAAUAACAGCAGAAUUGAAAA